Molecule: messenger RNA, 369 nt
Organism: Ambispora leptoticha
Lineage: Eukaryota; Fungi; Glomeromycota; Glomeromycetes; Archaeosporales; Ambisporaceae
Source: the annotation of a GenBank genome assembly
AUGAAAGUACCCGAAAUAGAUAUACAGCCCUUGAUACAGGAAUUAUUUCUAGAAUUUUCAGAAGAUUAUGCUAGAGUCGUUAAUGUAGAGCACUCACCUGCAAUCAAAUUGAAGCAUUUCAUUAAUACUGAAACUCCACCGCGUGAUCAAAAGUCACGCAUUCAUACGACUGAACCAUCUAGCUCUACCGAAUCUCGGAUCUCAGAUUCCUCAGAUUUGAAAGCUGAGGUAAGUAUGUCUAAUACUUCUGUCUCGAAAAAAUUAGAUGUUAGUGGAACUAGUUCUACUAAGGGUAUUUGGCCUCAUGCAUCGCAUAUUCAAUUGGAUAAGAAAACAUGCACCAUAGAACAAUGCGCCGAACUGUUUUAG